AGAUUGCCUUUUCUAUCACAUACCCGGUUUUACUCCUUUUUUCUGUAUGCUGUCUGCGCACAGAGUGAUUUUCCGUAUUGCUAGUGUCUUGGCGAUACAUACGAUAAAGGGGAUGCAAGCUAAAGUACCAAAACCAGCUAUGACAGCGCCAGAGGCUUCCGUCGCUCUGUUCGGAGGACGGAUGGCCGAUGUUGCUUUUGUAUUUUUUAUCAUCGCUAUUACCCUAUUGGCGGUUGUGGCUUUCGGCGGAAUCAAUAUGAGGACGCUGUGGAUCGAUCGACACGGGAGCUCUAAUGGGCCUUUGGGGGACCGCCCGGCGACCGAGGGUGUGCGUAAGAAGCAGUGGAAGCAUCGGACGGCGAAAGGAAACCCCAGAAGAGAGCGUCACGAGUCGACUGAUAAGAAGGAGAGUAGAGUAGAUCACAUAGAGAAGGACGUGCAGUUCAAUAUCGUCCACGAUGUGCGGCCGUCUAGUGAAGGAGCAGCCAAAACAGAGGCAAUAAAUGAGCUGCUACGAAUCACAGGAGUACACAUUGAGGGAGAUACGGGAAAAGGAAUAUGGACGGCAGUGACCCGACGUUCGGGGCUGCGGUUGUCCGUGGCUAUGGCGGAAGAUGGCACUGCUGAGGCACUAGUAGUGUACCUCCGCGUGUCGAGCUAUGCUCGGAUCGAGUUGGUGACAGCGAUUGAUGACAAAGCACGGAAGGCUCUGGUUAAGAGCAUCGUUCGUUUGCUGAAGACUCACCAGAAAGUGGUACAUGUGGAAGCGAUUGCUCGAACUGCGAAGGAGAAGGGUUUUUGGACCACCGAGAUUGGUUUCCACGCUUCCGAUGCAGCGAUAGAGGCCCAAAAGGCUGAGGAGGUGACUCUCUUGGAAACGUUUGUGCAGACAAUGCCUAAAGCGGAGCGACGAGAGUACAACCGAGCAAGGGAGGUAACCUUGCCGUUGUCAGCAGAGUGGUGGAAGUGGGGACCGGUGGAACCUCGCCGAGCUGUCGUACCCAGCGCUGUGGUUGGCAAGCCUCCGAGGAUGCCUCCGAAGCCGCAGGCCCUACCGGAUGAGUCAGUGGUGGUGGCUCCCACAGGUGUUGAUGAGGACAGUGGUUCUCGAGAGGAAACUACGACAGAAGAGCCGAUUUAUGGCCGUGUUUAUGGCGAUGAUGAUGAUGAUGAUGAAGGCGAAGAUGGUGAUGGAAUUUACUCGGUAGAAGAGGCUUGGAUUCCCAGUCUGCGUCGGGAGGACGAAACUCCAUGCGAGAGUGAAUGGUCAGUACACGAGGCUUCGGAUGCUCGACUGGACGACGAGGAGAUGUCUGGUAUCAGUAAAGAUGCUGAUACGCUAUCGACGUUGCGCUCGCCCGACUAUUCUGUGAAUACCGAAGAGCCAGCAGCUGAGAUUCGUCCGCGGGUGGUGCCGAAGUUGCAAUUGCCUCUGCCGAGGAAUAGGUCUGCAGGGAUAGACUUUCAUGUCUCUCCAAGUGUUGGCUCCAUCGACGACUCGAGUAGUGGAGACGCAAGCGAAGAUAUGGCUGGGGAGUGGAUACCCAACGGGAGAAGUCCUGAGGGCGCGAUGGACCCAGCAAGGAGGUCCGCCCACGCAGUGUGGCCAAAUGAGGUUGCCAAUGUGAUCGAUAACACACAGUCGGCUCGUAUGGGUGGUGCUUUGGAGGCGGAGAGUGAUGCCUCGGUGGAACGAGAGGCUGCCUUGGAUUGGCGACCAUCUCUAUUCGCUGAGCGGUCUUUUAACGCUGCUGCUGCUGGGUCGGCUCGUGUGCACGAGCGUAAGGAGAUAGAGGUGGAUGUGGGAGGAAAGGCGGAAGUCAGGGAGAGUAGCGACUCUACGGGUACCGAGCCGAGUAGGGAAGAAAGGAUGGAGCAAAAGCUCAGAAUGUCGACAAGCUUCGACUGGGCUGAGGAAACGAGUGAAGAUGAAGAUUUGGGACUUGCUAGCCCUUCGGUUGCGCAGUCCCAUCUGGAGGCCGAAAGCGAACUUCAGACGAAAGUGCCCAUUCCGAUGCUCCCUGUCGUCGAUGCUCUCUUGUAUGGACGGCUGCUAUUCUGGAUGUUUGGAGUUGGUACCCUCCUUAGCGGGUACUUGAAGACCUGGCCGGGCUGA
Molecule: messenger RNA, 2116 nt
Organism: Perkinsus marinus ATCC 50983
Lineage: Eukaryota; Perkinsozoa; Perkinsida; Perkinsidae
Exons: 9
Coding region: 47-2116 (689 amino acids)
Source: RefSeq, a predicted model, not a curated record